Thamnophis elegans (Western terrestrial garter snake) is the source of this 982-nucleotide messenger RNA. It is a transcript of the gene TMEM14A, whose product is annotated as transmembrane protein 14A. The record is from RefSeq and is a predicted model, not a curated record. NCBI's taxonomy places the organism in Eukaryota, Metazoa, Chordata, Lepidosauria, Squamata, Natricidae. Gene Ontology annotation, biological process: regulation of heme biosynthetic process. The coding region runs from base 120 to 425 and encodes 101 amino acids. The transcript is spliced from 5 exons. Gene Ontology annotation, cellular component: mitochondrial membrane.
UUUUACUGCUGGAUGAUUGUUGGGGCAUUCCUAAAAAAUCUUUCUCUGGUUUCCCUCCUGUUGAGUUGAAUUCCUCGUAACUACAUCGCCACAAUUCACAUUGUUUUUGGCUGUUCACCAUGAGUGUGGAUUGGAUUGGCUUUGGUUACGGGCUGGUCGUGGCUCUUGGCGGGAUCGUAGGAUAUAUUCGCAAAGGAAGUAAAAUCUCAUUGGUGGCUGGGCUUUUCUUUGGCCUGUUGGCUUGUUAUGGAGCAUAUUGGGUAACCCACGAUCCCAAAGAUGUAAAGAUAUCAUUGUUCACAGCUUUUAUACUGACCACUAUAAUGGGAGUGAGGUUUAAGAGGACCAAGAAACUCAUGCCGGCUGGAAUUAUAGCAGGCCUCAGCCUGGUGAUGGUUGUGAGACUUGUCUUCCGGCUCAUAUGAGAAAAGAGGCACUUCCAGAUUUCCACGCAAUCAGACAAAGUACUCAUUGAAUUACGGAUAUCCCUUCCGAAAGAUCAGCCAUUUUUGUUGUGAUUACGAUGACAUAAAGGCAGCGUUAUUCCUCCUGGACUCAGAAAUCCAUUCAUUCCUUGUGUCGCAUUCUUUAAUGUUUUAAGUAACAUUUUGUUGAUUUAUGUCUUAUUCAGACCAAUGACUAACUUGGCCUUCUAAUUACUCUUUUAAUUUGUGGGACGAAGAUUCAAUUUACGCUUUAUUCUUCCUGGAAUGAAUAGAAGUCACAGGAUUUUUAAAACUCAGGUUUUGUCAUAUAUGGUGGCAUCUAAUAAAGUUUAUACCCAGUCCUCCUAGAUGAAGGUAAUUUCAUAGAUCAAGAUACGGAAUAAUACAAAUUUAUGUAUAUGGAUUACAUUGGGUUUUUAUCUUUGUAAGCUACCCAGAGUCGCCGAGAGUGAGUUGGGCGGCCAUAGAAGUUUCAUAAAUAAAUAAAUAUUGUCUUUCAGUUCCGUUAAAAUAUUAAUGAAUGCUGUAUUAAUUUC